Molecule: messenger RNA, 897 nt
Organism: Macadamia integrifolia
Lineage: Eukaryota; Viridiplantae; Streptophyta; Magnoliopsida; Proteales; Proteaceae
Exons: 5
Coding region: 1-897 (298 amino acids)
Source: RefSeq, a predicted model, not a curated record
AUGCGAGAUGCACUGUUCACUUUCUCAGCCGAGGCUGCUCAAUGGUUCGAAGAUGUGGCUAUCGCUUGUUCGAAGAUGGAAUAUGGCGAAAUCUAUGAUUGUGUUGAUUUCUACAAACAACCAGCCUUCGACAAUCCGUUACUGAAGAACCACAAACCUGAGAUGAGUUCUUCGAUUCCAAGAGAGACUUACAAUGAAACUUCUUCAGAAGUAGAACCCCUUGAUUUUCUUCGACUUGAUGAUGGGGGUUGCCCAUCAGGAACAGUUCCCAUUAGAAGGACAACAAAGGAAGAUUUAAUUAGGUGGAAAUCCUAUUCAAAUUCUUCUGAAAUUUUUCAUCAAUUCUUAGAUGAGGGACCUGGUAAACUGGCAGAUGGGUCUCAAAAGACUGGCUGCUUCAAUUCCAUAUGCAAUGGUUUCGUCCAAGUUAACAAAGAUGUACCACUUGGUCUAGCUUUUAGCAGAACUUCUAUCUAUGGCGAAGACCCAUACUCAGUGCUACUCUUUCUUUACCAGGAUAAGAAGAGUCGAAAUUGGUGGAUAGCAAUCGGAUUUGAUAGUGUUAAUAUUGGGUAUUGGCCGAAAGAAUUAUUCAAUAGUAUAAAAGAAUCAGCUCCUGUGGUUGGCUGGAGAGGAGAGGUUUAUACACCCCAAGGUGAACAAUAUCCCCCAAUGGGGACUGGACAUUUCGAAUCACACUGGGGAAAACCAAUAUACCAAAAAACUGCGUAUUUCAGAGUAGUCCGAGUUAACGGAGACGAUGACAUUGGUCGAGGUCCUAAUGAUGCUAGUCUUGAACCGCUCUCAAAUGGAUGCUUUACUGAGAAAGAUCUUCCCUACGUUAAUGAUUAUUGGAGGCAUACUUUCUUUUAUGGUGGUCAUGGGGGAACUUGCUAA